This is a messenger RNA of Plasmodium gallinaceum, 2892 nucleotides long. Its product is annotated as conserved Plasmodium protein, unknown function. NCBI's taxonomy places the organism in Eukaryota, Apicomplexa, Aconoidasida, Haemosporida, Plasmodiidae. The record is from RefSeq and is a predicted model, not a curated record. The transcript is spliced from 3 exons. Bases 1 to 2892 code for a protein of 963 amino acids.
AUGAAUAUUUUAUCCAUAACCUUAAAGAAAAAUAGAAUUGCAUGCGUUCAAACAAUAUGCUGGAAAAAAGAAAUUGCAACAUAUUUUCUUGAGUCGAGAAAAGAGAAAAUUAACAAAGAGGAUUUUGAAAAUUGCACAAUUAAUAUCAAGGUUAAUAGGAGAGACAUUGAUUACUGGAAUAAAAAAAGUUUACAUCAAACUGAAAAAUAUAUAGUGAUCUAUACUAAUUUUAAUUUAAAAAAUAAAAAAUUUUGUGAGAUUGCAGCACAUUGUACUUCACCAACUUCGAUUGAAACAAAAUUAGAACCUCCCAACAAUAUGGAGAAAAAAAAAAAAAAAAAAUUUAAAAAAAUGAAUGAAAAGAAUGAAUUUAAAAAAGAUAUUACUAAAAAUGUUAGUAUAAGAAAAAAUUUAGAAAAUGAGAAAAUAUCACAUUCUAUUAAUAAAUAUAAUGAAAAGAAAAAAAAGGGAAAUUGUAUAAAAAAUGAUCAUAUAAAUUCAGAUAAUAAAUAUGAAGAUUAUUGUAAUAAUACUGAUAAUAAAAUUGAUGGAAAAUAUUGUGAUGAACACAAUUAUACAUAUGUAAAAAAUGAUAGUAAAACAACAAUUUAUGAUGAAAAUUUAAAAAAAAAUGUGUUCAACUGUGAUGUGCAUCUCCUAUUUUAUAAUUUUUGCCGAUUCUUUAAUUGUAAUAAUAACCAAGAAUUUAUAAAUGACGAAACAUUCAAGUCAGAAUUAACAGUUGAUUCAAAUAAUUCAAAAACACAAGAUUUUUAUUAUAAAAAUGAAUUAUAUCUUGAAUGGGGUCAUUUAAAUUCUGCUGGAAAUUCAACAGAUGUAAGUAAAAAAGAUAGUGUUACAUGUUUCAAUGAAUCUAACAAAAUUAAAUAUCCAGAAUGUCAAAAAAACUAUAGUACUUUAGAAAAUAUAAAAAUAAAUAAUAAUACUACUGAAAAUUAUGAAAAUUCCCUAAUAGACUUACCUUAUUCUGAAAUAAAUAAUUAUGAAACUAUUAAUGAAAUUUUGAUAGACGAUAAUAGAAAAAGUGAAAAAUAUUUUAAAACAGAAAGCUUUAAUAAAAUGUUGAGAAAUGUAUAUAAGGAUAACGAAGAAAAGAGAAUCAGUAAUAGUAAUUUAACUGCAUACUAUGAUGAUAUGAGCAACUUAGGUAUGACUUCACUAUUAACAAAAGAGAUAUCAAACAAAAUAAAUUAUCCUAUUAAUGUUGAUAAAAAUGUUGUAUUUAUACAAAUUCAGAAUUUUUCUCAAAAAAUUGAUGAAUAUAUUUCAGACGAAAAAAUUUUCAGAGCACAAAAAUUAAUUGAUCAUGUAAAAAAAUAUAUAGAGUAUUAUAUUAACUAUUUUAAAAAAUUAAAUGAAAAAGAUGUGGUAGAAAAAUUAUUAAAAUAUUAUGAUGAAAAUUGCAUGAAUAAAAAUAUUAAAUAUAAUAUUAACAAUUUAAAAGUGAAUAUUAUCCUUCAUUUUUUAAAUUUUUUUCGUUUAAAUGAAAUGUCAAGUAUAUUAAAUGAUUAUUGUUAUUAUUUUUCUAUAGAUACAAUGAAUAGCAUAGUAUCAGACACCUUAAGUGACCCAGUUGAAAAUAACAAUUCUACAAAAUACUAUGAAGAUAAUAAUAUUAACUUAAAACCUUCUUUAUAUUCUUUUGCUAAUUCUGAUUUAGGUAUUCCUUGGAAGUCAAUAAAAUGCUUUAGCCUACCAGAAAGUGGCAAUAUAUCUAAAAUAAAUAGCAAUAGUAAUAUUAAUAACAAUGAGAAUAAUAAUAAUAUCACUAACGGGAAUAUUAAUAAUAACAGCUUUAAUAAUAAAAGCAAUAUAAAUAACAUCAAUAAUAAUAAAAAUAAUAAGGUUAUUGUAGAUAAAAUGUAUCAUCAACAAUACAUUACAUCCAAUAUACUUACAUCUAGUAAUAUUUUAGAAAAUGAACAAAACAUUAGCAAUAAAAAUAUAAACAUAAAAAGUAACCACCGUCAUAUGGUAAAGAUAAUACAAAAAUAUUCUAAAAGAUUUAAGAAUUUUAGAAAAAUGAAGCAAAAUAGAGAAGGUUGGAUAAAGGAAAAUGAUAAAUAUCUUGAUUUAUGGCAUAGAGUUGAUAAUGAAAAUAAUAUUUCUGUACAUGUUAGAGCUAAAUUGCCAUAUGAAGUUAAUAGAAUAUUAUCAAUUUUAAAUGAAACCGAAUUAAGUGUAAAUUGGGCUCCUUUCUUAACAUCUGCAAAAAAAAUAAAACAUUUAUCAAGAGCAAGUGCAAUCAUUACGCAAUUAUAUGAAUAUCCAAUAAUUGGAAAAAAAGAAUCUUUAAUGUACUGUUUAGGUGCUAAUUCUUUAGAAGAAUUAGGAUGUAUAAUAUUAUGUUGCAAAGCUCCUCCAGAAUUAGACAAAGAUAUUUUAUUUUAUAAAAAUAUGUGUGAUAAAAUAAAAAUAAAUAAUUACGAAGAAAUUAUUAAAGUUAAAGAUGUUUCAACAAAAUUAAAAAAAAGUUAUAAAGAAGUGACUUUUUUUAAUUAUAAAUUACCAGAUCCUAUUCCUAAAAUUGAUAGACAGAGAGCAGCUAAUUUGUGUUUUUUAUUGUAUCCAUUAAAUAAUGGAAAGUCAACAGUUCUUGAAUUAUUUUUACACUUUGAAAAUGAAUUUAAAUAUACACCUAUUAAAAUGGUUACAUAUUUUAUUAAAAAAAUUGUUAAAAAUAUGUAUGAAAAUAUUAUUAAAUCCUGUAAAAAUUAUGAAAAUAUAUACUCUGAUUUCUUACGAAGAAAUUCAGAAUUUUAUGUUUGGCUAGAUGAUCAAAUUAAAAAAUUUUUGAAAAGCAAGCGUGAUGCAAAAUUAAUAGAUUCAAUAAGUCUCGAAAGUUAUAAUGAUCAAGAAAAUAAUGAAUAA